Molecule: messenger RNA, 2353 nt
Organism: Brassica napus (rape)
Lineage: Eukaryota; Viridiplantae; Streptophyta; Magnoliopsida; Brassicales; Brassicaceae
Product: dirigent protein 2
Exons: 1
Coding region: 1199-1768 (189 amino acids)
Source: RefSeq, a predicted model, not a curated record
UGUAAUUUACUUUCGAUCGUAAAUCAUUAAUAAGUCAAAUGCAAGGGUAAAUGAGGUCCAAAUGCAUAGAAUUUUGGAAAAAGUCAUAUAUUUUGACACAAAAUAAAAGUUCCAAAACCUCGUAUAUAACAAUACAGAGGGAGUAUAUAUUAAGAACUGAAACAGAACUCAAAAUAAAUUGAAGAAAAAACAUUGACUAUUUUUUUUUGGAGAAAAAAUGACAUAGAAGAUCUGAGUUGGAUAAAAACUCAUAUCCCUGGAUUAUGUGGUAUAUUUGGAAAGCAAAGAAUGAUAAACUUUUCAGAGGAAUAGACAGAAACCCCUUGAAAACUGUCCGACAUACUGAAUUAGAAUGCAAAACAGCAAAUAAGAGGAACAAACAGUUAGAAUAACCCCCGGAGCACAUAACAAAUUCAGAGAGAAGUCUAAUAGAUGGUUCAUGGACACAUGACACAUUCUUUAGUAGUUAUGGGUGGACAUGGAAAACCUCAGGAGGAGCAACUCAACUAUUGGGAGCAAGAAACCAACGCCGAAGAAUCUCACCACUUCAUUUUGAGCUUGAGACCCUUUUAUGGGUGAUGGAGUGCAUGCUUCAACUAUCGACGUGUCAGGCUUUUGGCACCGAUUGUAAGGAUCUCAUCUCAAUGAUUCAAGACCCAGGAGCAUGGCCCAACUUCUCCACUGAACUAGAUGAGCUGCAGAAGCUGAAGAGCAUAUUCCCAGAGUUCUCAUAUUGUUUUUAUUCCUCGAACUGAAAAUGUAUCGUCUGAUUCAUUAGCUAAUAUACCGAGAUCCUUUCAUAGGAACCUGUAUUACAUUGGUUGUUUUAUUCCAGUCUGUUUUCCCAGACCACCUCAAGCUUGAGUAAUAGAUCAGCCGUCCGAUGUAAAAAAAAUAAAUAAAUAAAUAAAUUGAAGAAAAAACAUAUGGUUUUGGAAAAUACUCUUUCAUGAAAAAAGAACAAAAGCAGAAAACAAAAAACAAAAAAACAAAAAACAAAAACGAAAGAUUGAAUCUCUAUAGCAGCUUCAAGACAAAAACAAGAAAUUGAUGGUGUAGCUUUUUCUUAACUAGUAAUGGUGUAGUUAUGUUGUGAAAGUAGUGGUUACACCUAAAUCACUAAUCUAACUUUAAAACCCUUUGACGUUUGUUAAGAAAAAACAGGUAGAAACUCCUCUUGUAUCUCUUCUUCUCCAUCAUGCUAACUAGAAUCAUUUUCCUCAUCGCCGUCUCUACUUCUGUUAUCGUCGUCCUUCUACUUGCUUUAUUCUCUCCCGUUCCUGAUUACGACCCACCAGAAUCACUAUUCUCCUUCUCUCUCUAUGUUCAACAAACCCAAAUCCCGUCCUCCUCCUAUAUCUCUCGCAGGUCAAGUCAACGCAUGGCGGAGACCCACCGCAGAGGAGGCGGAGGAGGAGGAGCAUUGAUUUUCCGGCGUACUCUUACGGAGGGACCCGAUAACAAUUCUCGGAUCGUGGGGAAAGCUGAGGGAUUUAUAAUCCCGCAUGAAGACUUUGCUAAUUCGAAUUUUAACGUUAUAUAUUUGACGUUGGAGAGUCCUGAGUACACGGGGAGUGUUAGUAUUAGAAGCAGAGACAUGGCACAUAAAUUGGAAGAGGUUAUGAAGGUUGUAGGAGGGACAGGAGCUUUUGCCUUUGCUCGUGGAAUUGCCAUGUUCGCUGAAGUUGGUGCUGAGGAAGAAGCUGUAACUUACCGUGUUAAACUUCUGCUUAGAUUUCCACAUACUUCUAAAAUCGAUUCACAAUGAUGGACACUUUUUGUUUUUACAUAUUAAUAAAUUUAUAUACGCAUUAAAUACUUAUUCUGUAACGGCCAGGACUUUUAGAACCGGUUUGGUUUACUUUUUUCUUUUAAUUAAACUCACUAACCCGUAGUUUCUUUUUGGGUUAAUUAAUUAUCUCAACCUUUUGUUUUUGUGAACCAAACCAUGCAUCAUAUCUAAACUAUUAAAACAGGAAUACAAAUAAGAUUUAACCCUGAGUUUUCCUCAAUAAUUACAAUCUAAUGCCAUUGAAAUUAAAACACGGUCAUUUAAUGCAUUAGCUACCUAAUUCUCAUCGUUCGCCAGCCCUAACCCAUAUUAUUUUCUGUAUCUCCACGAAAGAAGCCUUCACGAUGAAAGAAGCCUUCACGAUGGAAGCGUUCUUCGACGUUCGAAUCAAAGAUGAGGUGAUGCUGCUCUUAGAUAGAAACUGUGAGUUCACAGGAAACUUGGUGUCAAAUUGGAUUUGAGGAUAAACCAUGUGGAACUUGGAUUAAGUUUGGUGAUAUCAGAUUCUGAUUUCAAGGUUAUUUCCAAUUCAAAAUCACACCAUUUUAAUCUUCUAGGGUU